AAAAUAGAAAAUACCGUGCAGAAAUUGAGAGAAAAAAAGAAAAGAAAACGAACAUGAGAUCUGCUGUCGGCAAUCUCCCCCUCGGAUCUGCUACAUCUUUGACAAUUUUUCAACUGAUUUUUAUUUACUUACUAAUUAAUACUUGUCUCUAAUUUUCAUAUUAUUGAUACAUGUAAAUAUCAGCAUGUAUAGAUUCAAAUUCCGUUAGUUUUCUUGAUUUUUUAUUGUGGGCAAAGGGAGUUUUUAGAGCAUCAGAUGGAAAAGGAGAGAAGAGUUAAUGAUCGAGGAGAUUUUUAUCAGGUUCAUUCGUCCACAGCGGCCACAUCGUCUGCAUCAUCAUCACCGUCGAGAUCACUUCCGGUUUCUUCUGAAUCGUCCACCGCUGUCGGCGUAGGUGUAAAUGGUGGCCCGAAUUAUAUAGUACACCAUGUUUCUAAAUUUGAUACCCUCGCCGGUGUCGCCAUCAGAUACGGCGUCGAGGUGGCAGAUAUAAAGAGGAUGAAUGGAUUGGUAACGGACCUCCAAAUGUUUGCUUUGAAGACUAUUCACAUACCAUUGCCAGGGAGGCAUCCCCCUUCUCCUAGCUUGUCCAAUGCUCUUGACACUCCUCAACGAUCAAGCAGCUCUGAGCAGACUCCAUCUCCCCGCAGGCAUUCUGACUUGUUUGAUUCCCUUCAGUCACUGAAACUGAAAUCUUCUUUGGGACAGAAAGUUUCUCCAGGCAUGAGCAGUCUUCAAGGUUUUUAUGGUCUUAAACCAGUAGGUCAGAAAGCUGCACCAGAAGGUUUUGAAAUGGCCGUGUAUCGAAAUGGAGCUCAUUAUCUAGAGGAUGGGCCUCUUGGAAAAUCUUCACUUACGUCUAACCCACCGCUAAGUCAUCACAGAAAAUCAAAAAGCGUAGCUAGUGACUUGAUGUCAAAUAAUGGUCAUUGGAUCAAUCAGCUUUUUUCUCUAGAAACUGAAGAUAGUAACUUGGGUAAGUGGAUUGAGAAAUUGACCCGAAGGCUUCCAAAAUUAGAGGCCAACUUGACUUCGCGCACCCCAGAAAAGCUGCUAAAGGAGGAAAACAGCAAUAGUGGUGGAUUUUCAGCUAUUACGGGCAAAAGCUUGGCUCUCAGAGCUAAAUCUGCUAGUCGAACUGCCUCGGGAGUUGAUGCUCAAGCAGGUGGGCAUAACCCAAUUCCUGUAAGUUUGGGGGAUUCUUUUCUAGACAGUUUCGCUGCAGUAAGGAAGUCAUCUAGUACAUCGAGUUUGCAGGAUUCAGAUAACUGCACAUCUUCAUCCAUAAGGCCCAUGCCGAAGUGGAGUUUGAAGCCAGAUUUUCAGGCCCUUUCUACUGCAGCCUUUUUUGAUGGCCUUCCUAAUCCAAUGGGUCGAAGAAACAAGGCAGCACUUGAUUAAUGAAAAUUCUUUAACCUAUCAAGUUAAGCAUUUUCUUUUUCAAAUUAUAUUUAAGCAUUCAUCAGUCAACGUUAGAUAGCAUAGCAGAAAUGGAAACAGGGAAAUAGAAAGUAAAUUACUAUAUGUGGAUGACAUUGCAUCUGAAUUUUGAUCGAAGGAUAAUUAAUAUUCAUAGAGGAGUUGAACCUUGAUAGGAAUGUAUAUUAGAUACUUGCAUAUGUUUAUUAGAGAAAGGAAGGAGAUAGGGGGAUGAAUUUGUUUAUAGCUGUAAUUUACAUAUUUUUACUUUAAGGUGCUUUACGUUUGUAUUUGAGUAUCGAUCACUGAGGUUCUCCUUUCAUGUUGGAGACGAGGUAUCAAUAUAGAUGUAAUGACAUUUUUAAUAAGGGUCCAGCGAACCCCAUUCUUCUUUGUUAAUUGAUAAUAUUAUCUU
Messenger RNA from Olea europaea var. sylvestris, 1834 nucleotides. RefSeq lists its product as uncharacterized. Lineage: Eukaryota; Viridiplantae; Streptophyta; Magnoliopsida; Lamiales; Oleaceae. The record is from RefSeq and is a predicted model, not a curated record. The transcript has 3 exons. The coding region runs from base 256 to 1401 and encodes 381 amino acids.